Lodderomyces theae is the source of this 642-nucleotide messenger RNA. It is a transcript of the gene RIP1, whose product is annotated as ubiquinol--cytochrome-c reductase catalytic subunit. The transcript has 2 exons. Gene Ontology annotation, molecular function: 2 iron, 2 sulfur cluster binding; quinol-cytochrome-c reductase activity. The coding region runs from base 1 to 642 and encodes 213 amino acids. The record is from RefSeq and is a predicted model, not a curated record. Gene Ontology annotation, biological process: mitochondrial electron transport, ubiquinol to cytochrome c. NCBI's taxonomy places the organism in Eukaryota, Fungi, Ascomycota, Pichiomycetes, Serinales, Debaryomycetaceae. Gene Ontology annotation, cellular component: membrane.
AUGUCAUCACUUGCAGUGAGAUCAUUGAAAAAUGGUUUGGGUUUGAAAGGCUCAAUCAGAACAUUAUCAUCGACGUCAUCACAAUUGUCCAACUACCAACAACCGGACUUUUCAUCCUAUUUGAACAACAAGAGCCCACAAGCCAGCAGAAAUUUCACCUACUUCAUGGUUGGUUCCAUGGGAUUGUUGUCUGCCGCCGGUGCCAAAUCCACUGUUGAAUCUUUCCUCUCGUCAUUUGCUGCUUCCGCAGAUGUUUUGGCUAUGGCCAAAGUCGAAGUCAAAUUGGGUGCCAUUCCAUUGGGUAAGAACGUUAUUGUAAAAUGGCAAGGUAAACCAGUUUUCAUUAGACACAGAACUCCUGAAGAAAUUGAAGAAGCAAAUGAAGUUGACGUAUCUAAAUUGAGGGACCCACAGAAAGAUUCCGACCGUGUCAAAAAGCCAGAAUGGUUGGUCAUGUUGGGUAUCUGUACACACUUGGGUUGUGUUCCUAUUGGAGAGGCUGGUGAUUUUGGUGGUUGGUUCUGUCCAUGUCAUGGUUCCCACUACGAUAUCUCAGGAAGAAUAAGAAAGGGACCAGCACCAUUGAACUUGGAAGUGCCAGAAUACAAUUUCCCUGAUGACGAUACCUUGACUGUUGGUUAA